AAGCCAGCCUCGACCAGUCCCAUUGAUCUCUCCAUCUUCCCUCACUUCCUAUCUAUCCCAUCUCCUUUAAAUAUCACUCCUCCUCUGAUCCCAUAAUUUCAUAUUAAUGAACAUUUACAAUCCCAAGACUCAAUUACCAAUAUUCAAAGCCCACUUCUCUGCAAGCAGUUCCAGAUCCAAUGGGCAAGAAGAUGAUGAAGAAGCUGCCUUCUUUGUUCAAAAACAGAUCAGAAACAAAGCUGCAGCCAUGGCAAUGGCCCUUGUGCAAGCAUCCCAGGACCUAUUCAUUCCGAGCUGGGGAUCAUGACAUGUUCAAGACAGUGAACUCUGUUUUCUUUGAUCCCAUCAUCAUCGAUGGAGUCGAAACACCCGAGUCAGCUUGGUUCUCAAAUUCUUCCGAAUCCGCAAGCAACUCAACCGAGUCCGAGUUCGACUUUGAUGGGGAAUCCCUGGAAAUGGUUGUGCGUAGUGUGAGGUCCGAGAGGCUGUUUUACGAGCCAGGUGACACAAGCUCGAUCUUAGAGAAGGCGAAAGAUGGAGGUCUACCAUUUAAAGAGAGCGUAGUUUUGGCCAUGGAGUCGGAGGACCCAUACCUUGAUUUCAGGACGUCAAUGGAGGAAAUGGUGGAGUGUCAUGGGCUGAAAGAUUGGGAGUGCUUAGAGGAGUUGCUGGGAUGGUAUUUGAAGAUGAAUGGGAAGAAGAAUCAUGGGUUUAUUGUUGGAGCCUUUGUGGAUCUGCUUUUUGGUCUUGCUGCUGCUGCUGCUGCAGCUGGUUCCAAUUGCUUUGAUUUUACUACUUGUUCUUCUUGUAUUUCUUCCUCUCCAAUAUUCUGUUCACCUGAGGAUCAGAACGAGAUUAAUGAGGUCGAAAAAAUGAGAUGCUAGGCAGAUUUUAUGCAAUCUUCCGUAAUACGCCCCCGCAAGAUAGGACUUCCAUCGGUAAGACCAAUCUUGGAUCUAAGAAUUUCAGUACGUUGGCGAGACAGAGGUUUUGUUAGCAGAUCCGCAAGCUGGUCCUUGGUAUGAACAUGCUUGACAUUUAGAGUGCCCUUUUGAACCAAGUCACGGACAAAAUGGAGGUCAAUUUGAAUGUGCUUCAUGCGAGAAUGAUGAACAGGAUUGAAGCUGAGAUGAGUGGCUCCAAGGUUGUCACAUAGCAGGGAAGGUGGAGCUUUGAGUGGAAAUCCAAGUUCAUUGAGAAGACUAAGUAACCACAUGGUUUCAGAGGCGGCAUUAGUAAGGGAUCUGUAUUCAGCUUCUAUAGAGGAGCGUGCAACAGCCCGUUGUUUCUUUGAGCUCCAUGAGAUAGGAUUAUGACCGAGAAAACUGAUAUAGGCUGAAGUGGAGGUACGAUCAUCAGCAUUCCCAGCCCAAUCAACAUCAGAAUAUGUUGUUAGAUGCCAAGGGGUAUCUUUUUUGAGUUGAAUACCAUGAAAUAUGGUUUGCUUCAAGUAACGAAGUAGCCUUUUAAUUGCUGUCCAGUGUGUGUGCGUGGGCUUGUGCAUAAAUUGAGACAACUUGUUAACAGUAAAGGAAAUAUCAGGACGAGUAAGUGAAAGAUAUUGAAGACUCCCAA
Carya illinoinensis is the source of this 1575-nucleotide messenger RNA. Its product is annotated as transcription repressor OFP13-like. Gene Ontology annotation, biological process: negative regulation of DNA-templated transcription. The record is from RefSeq and is a predicted model, not a curated record. NCBI's taxonomy places the organism in Eukaryota, Viridiplantae, Streptophyta, Magnoliopsida, Fagales, Juglandaceae. Bases 180 to 884 code for a protein of 234 amino acids. The transcript has 2 exons.